UGUUUCCUGACAGAGGCAGGCUGGCUUGAAUUGGAGAGGGCUUCAGCCCAGAGGGAGGCCUUCCUUCCUUCCUGGCUCACCCACUCGCUCGCCGGGGCCGGUCCUUAGCGCCCCCUAGAGGCCGGCCCCGCCUCCCUUCCCCUCCUCCCUCCGAGGCGUGCGCGGCGAAGGCGGCGCUUGGCCCAGGAGGCCCGCCUCGGAGGCAUGGCCGAGCCCUGCGGCAGCACAGGGGCGGGGAGUCGGUGGCCGCUGUGGCUCUUCCAGGCGCGCUCGGCGGCGGGAGUGUGCUCCCUGCGCCUCCGCCAACGGUGUUUCGUGCCGCUGGGCCCCUCGGCCGCGCUCGCCAUGCGGGACUACGACGACAUGGUGGCCUUCCUGGGCGAGUGGGGCCCCUUCCAGCGGCUGGUCUUCUUCCUGCUCAGCGCCAGCAUCAUCCCCAACGGCUUCAACGGCCUCUCCGCCGUCUUCCUGGCCGGCAUCCCCGAGCACCGCUGCCACAUCCCGGCGGGGGCCAACCUGAGCGCGGCGUGGCUCAACGCGAGCGUCCCGCUGGAGGAGCGUGGCGGGAAGGUGGUGGCCCAGCGGUGCCGGCGCUACAGCCUCCGCGCCCUCAGCAACCUCUCCGCCCAGGGGCUGCUCCCGGGAGACGUGGACCUGGCCGCCCUCGAGCAGGAGCCCUGCCUCGACGGCUGGGACUACAGCACCGAGCCCUACCUUUCCACCAUCGUCAGCCAGUGGGAUCUUGUCUGUGAGAACGACUGGAAAACACCUCUAACUACCUCUUUGUUUUUUGUGGGUGUACUGUUUGGAUCCUUUGUAUCUGGACAGAUGUCAGACAGAUUUGGUAGGAAGAAUGUUCUGUUUGCAACCAUGGGAGUCCAGACUGGCUUUGGCAUCAUCCAGGUCUUCUCAACAAGUUGGGAGAUGUUUUCAGUCCUCUUUGUCAUUGUUGGAAUGGGGCAGAUCUCUAAUUAUGUGGCAGCAUUUGUACUAGGCACAGAAAUUCUCGGCAGCUCAAUCCGUAUUAUAUACUGCACUUUAGGUGUUUGUCUGUUUUAUGCCUUGGGCUACAUGUUGCUGCCACUGACUGCUUACUUCCUCCGAGAUUGGCGGAUGCUGCUCUUGGCCCUUACCUUGCCGGGGCUGCUGUACAUUCCUCUGUGGUGGUUCAUCCCUGAAUCCCCUCGAUGGCUGCUCUCUCAAGGAAGGCUUGAGGAAGCAGAAAACAUUAUUCGGAAGGCUGCCCAAAAGAAUGGUGUUACAGCUCCAGAAGUAAUAUUUGAUCCCUCUGAGUUACAAGACUUGACAACCCGGGACCAACAAACAUACAGCAUUUUGGACCUGGUGAAGAGUCAGAAUAUCCGCUGUAUCACUAUUAUGUGUGUAAUUUUAUGGAUGGUCAUUGCCAUAGGAUACUUUGGCCUCUCUUUGGACACUCCUAACUUGCAUGGAGACAUCUAUCUCAAUUGCUUCCUUUCGGCAGUAAUCGAAGUCCCAGCUUAUAUCAUCUCUUGGCUGCUCCUUCAAUAUUUUCCCCGGCGAUAUUCAAUGGCAGCAGUCUUGUUUUUAGGAGGCUGUGUCCUGCUCUUCGUUCAGUUGGUGCCUACAUACCUCGGCAUACUAUCCAUUGUUCUGGUAAUGACUGGAAAGUUUGGGAUCACGGCUGCCUUCUCAAUGGUUUAUGUGUAUACGGCUGAACUGUACCCAACCGUGGUGAGGAACAUGGGAGUUGGUGCCAGUUCCAUGGCCUCCAGAAUUGGAAGCAUCCUAUCACCUUACUUUGUAUAUCUUGGGGCCUAUGACAGGUUUCUUCCCUACAUUUUAAUGGGAAGCUUGACAGUACUUACAGGAAUCCUCACUCUGUUUCUUCCAGAGAGUUUUGGGACACCACUCCCAGAUACCAUAGAUCAAAUGCUAAGGAUUAAAGGAAUUAAAUACAGAAAUACUCCCAAAAGCCAAAAGAAAACAAAGGAAGAAGAAAAUACAAGUUGAAUUUUACCCGAGUGGCCUCUAACUCUAAAAGGCACUGCAAUUAAUCCAUGUGUGUUUGUCUGUCCGUCAGUCCUCUUCACUCGCUGCCUGAAAUGUUUUGAAUAACUUACUAGGUAUGUAAUAAAGGUCUAUUUAAUAUGGAAUUUACUCUGUCAACCAAAAGUUAAUCUGGUGCCUUUUGUCCCAAGUCCAUAUGGUUGCCUUUUGACUAAGCAAAGAGUUCAUUAUUUUAAAUGAGUAUUAUGAAACUAUAAAAACAAGUCUUAUGCCUAAACAAUUGUAUCAAAUCUACUAAGAGACUUUGUCCACUGAACUUGGCAGCCAUCCUGACUGCAUCUAUUUGUUUCCUUUAAAACUCUGAUUUGCACUUGAUAGCAGUUAAAAUAGUUUCUUUAUGGUCUACAAAAAGACAUUUUUUAAAAAAAAUAAUAAACAUAAAGCAACAUGCACUUGCAUUUUUGUUCUUAUAACUUGUGUAAUGCCUUUGGGGAUCUUCAAAGACUAAAUGCAUAAAUAUUUUUAUAGCAAGAAUCGCUAGCGAGCAGACAUUCCUGCAGACAGUGCUGUCUUUAGCCACUCUAAAAUCAUGCUGUUCAAUGUGAAAUCCAUCAUAUUAUUCAUAACAUUUAACAUGGAAAUCAACACCAUGUUCCUCUGGUGCUUCUUCCCAACUUCUUGCUGAUUGCUGAAAUUUCCGGGUUUCAUUGACUUUUACUGUAGAGCUGUCCACUUGAUGAUAAAGAGUGUCAGAGCAGUAAAUACUUUGGUUACUACCUUUAGUAGAAAGCAAUAGUAUAAAUAUUUGGAGAGGAAAUGAUGGGUUACGAGCAUAACUGCAGAUUUCCCAGUUUUGGGGUCAUGAUAGUUUGUCUAAUAUGAAAGGGACCCCUUGGCUGGGGAUAGUGGCUUACCAACUCAAAGAUACUGCACUUAUCUGCAGUAUUUCAAAUGCCUUACAGUGCAGUCCUAUACAUGUCAAUUCAGCAAUAAAUGCCAGCAACUUCUCUUGGACAUAAUUUUAGUGAAUUAUGUCUAAGAUUUCGGCCUUAACGUAUUUAUGUGCCUUCAAGUUGUUUUUUUUACUUUUGGUGAAGCCAUCAGUUUUUCUUAGCAAGAUAGCCUUUGCCUUCCUUUAAGGUUGAAAGAGCAUGAGUUAUUCAAAGACACCCAGUGGGCUUCCAUGGCUGAGCAGGGAUUUGAAUACUAGUCUCAGGAGUCAUAGUCCAGUGCUCAAACUGCUCACUAUACAGCCUACUGUACUGUUAACAAAAACUUUCCACUUUCCCCCACUUUUUCAGAUUUUUUUAAAAAAGGUUUCUACAAGGUCGUACAACAGUUGGUUCGCGGACAUCACAGCCAGGAAAGUUAGAGGAGCUUCAAAAGAGGGUCACAGUGUGAUCUCUUGCAGCCUGGUUGAAAAAGGAGAGAAAAAGAGAAAACAAGGACAAGAAUAUCGCUUCUAGGACACAUGUGUCAUGUUGUGUGCCUAGAAGUAGUAUUGGACUUAUAGCACUUGUUUAUGAAAAGUUGUAUUCUCAUCAAAGAUUUCUGUUUCAAUUUUCACUGUUCAUUUUGAAAGAGCAUAUCCAUUAAAUAUUUUCAGAUUAAUGGAAUAUGAUAUCUGAAAUAAACAAAAUUGUUCCUUCAACAAA
This is a messenger RNA of Anolis carolinensis (green anole), 3644 nucleotides long. Its product is annotated as organic cation/carnitine transporter 2. Gene Ontology annotation, molecular function: quaternary ammonium group transmembrane transporter activity; ATP binding. Gene Ontology annotation, cellular component: membrane. The coding region runs from base 205 to 1992 and encodes 595 amino acids. The record is from RefSeq and is a predicted model, not a curated record. Gene Ontology annotation, biological process: transmembrane transport; carnitine transport. Lineage: Eukaryota; Metazoa; Chordata; Lepidosauria; Squamata; Anolidae. The transcript has 11 exons.